This is a messenger RNA of Osmia bicornis bicornis, 1526 nucleotides long. RefSeq names its product protein Mo25 (gene Mo25). The transcript is spliced from 8 exons. Gene Ontology annotation, biological process: intracellular signal transduction. Gene Ontology annotation, molecular function: protein serine/threonine kinase activator activity. Bases 489 to 1499 code for a protein of 336 amino acids. NCBI's taxonomy places the organism in Eukaryota, Metazoa, Arthropoda, Insecta, Hymenoptera, Megachilidae. The record is from RefSeq and is a predicted model, not a curated record.
UCGCAUUGUUGAUUUCUUUCUUUUUUAUUUUCACCUGAAUCUCUUUAUCGUCAUUAUAUCGUUGAUCAACUUGAUAUACGACCUCCAUUUUUGUUGCAACUAUUUCAUUCGGCAUAUUUCUCACAGUAUUGCUCGAUUCAUUUAUUUCUUUUUACCAUUUUUCAAUCUUCCAAUUAUAACUGUUCGAGAUGUAUAAUUUUUAGGUUAAAUUAAAUAUGUACUUUCUAAGGAAAAAAGAGCAAAUGCUAAUUAAUAUAUGUAUAUAUAAAAUCAUGUUUGAUGAUAGUAGGUCGUAGCCUGCAACAAAUUUGACAUUUACAUCUACAGAUAUAACCUGCAGGAACUUAUUAGCAUCAUCGACUGCAGACCUUUAAUACAUGAAACAUUCCAACAUAUAUUCAAUAAUAAACCUAUUAGAUGUUUUAAAUAUAGAAAGUUUUAAAAAUAAUGGUUAAUUCGAAGUUUGAAGUCUGUAAAUUGUGAAAAACAUGCCUCUGUUCGGAAAGUCUCAAAAGAGUCCGGCGGAGGUGGUAAAAGCUCUCAAGGAAGCAGUAAAUGCAUUGGAGCUUGGUGAUAAGAAGGUACAAAAGGCUCAAGAGGAUGUCAGUAAAAAUUUGGUACAUAUAAAAAAUAUGCUGUAUGGUACAGCUGAAACAGAGCCUCAAGCAGAUAUUGUUGUUGCCCAAUUGGCACAAGAAUUGUAUAAUAGUAAUUUGUUGCUUCUACUUGUGCAAAAUCUUAGUCGCAUAGAUUUUGAGGGAAAGAAAGAUGUCGCUCAAGUAUUUAAUAAUAUAUUACGAAGACAAAUUGGAACUAGAUCUCCAACAGUAGAAUAUAUAUGUACUAAGCCAGAAAUAUUAUUUACUCUUAUGUCUGGGUAUGAACACCAAGACAUUGCUUUAAAUUGUGGCACUAUGUUAAGAGAAUGUGCAAGAUACGAGGCCUUGGCAAAAAUAAUGAUUUACUCGGACGACUUUUACAAUUUUUUCAGAUAUGUUGAAGUAUCAACAUUCGACAUAGCUUCCGACGCGUUUUCUACGUUCAAAGAAUUACUUACCAGGCAUAAAAUACUGAGCGCUGAGUUUUUAGAAAUUAAUUACGAUAAAGUUUUCUCUCAUUAUCAAAGGUUAUUGAAUUCUGAAAACUAUGUUACGCGACGACAGAGUUUGAAACUGCUAGGGGAGCUUUUACUCGAUAGACAUAAUUUUACCGUAAUGACACGAUAUAUUUCAAAUCCAGAUAAUUUAAAAUUGAUGAUGAACAUGCUCAAAGAAAAAUCGCGUAAUAUACAAUUCGAGGCGUUUCAUGUUUUUAAGGUAUUUGUGGCAAAUCCAAAUAAACCAAAACCGAUCUUAGAUAUAUUAUUGCGCAAUCAGGAAAAAUUAAUUGAAUUCCUAACGCGCUUCCAUACUGAUCGUUUCGAAGACGAACAGUUCAACGACGAGAAGGCGUACCUUAUUAAGCAGAUAAAAGAACUUAAAUCUGUACAUGAGAAUUAAGUCCAAAAUACAAGUUAUUGCUACAGC